UCCUGUGUUUUCCGUAUUGAGGUUUCCAGGCACUUGGAAAUGAGUACGUUGUUUUUUGUCAACUGGAGAUGUGGCUGUGAUUCAUCCUUAUUACCUUUUUCCCAACUCUGCACUACCUUUAUGGAGCAGUUACUAAAGAUACAGUCCCCAUCCAGAAACCUUGCAUCUGUCACCAGUCUUCAACAUAUACUCUGACCAGGGGACACAGGCAGGUAUGCUGGUGUCUUCCAGGGAGCAUUCUCCACGCCCAGAACCUUUCAGCUCCAGCAGAGCAAUGUCAUUUUCGUCUGUACUCUGUAACGACCCUGACAUGUAUGAGAUCCCCAUGAAUGUUCCUGUGGAUACUGUAAAACUUCGUAUAGAGAAAACUGUCAUACGAAGGAUUCCAACUGAAGCCUUUUACUACCUGGUAGAUCUCAAAUACCUGUGGGUCACUUACACCUGUGUAGCCAACAUUGUUAUCAGCAGCUUCUCUAACUUGAAACAAGUGCAUGAGCUGAGGCUGGAUGGUAAUCUGCUUUCAACUUUCCCUUGGGAAUCCCUGGCAGAGAUGCCCAACUUACGGACUCUUGAUCUUAACAACAACAAAAUGACCAGCAUUCCUGCUGAUGCUGGCCGCUACCUGAGAAACCUCACCUACCUGGACCUAUCCAGCAACAAGCUGACCACCUUGCCAUCAGACCUCAUGGACAUUCGGCCCCCCUUCUCAGGAGCUAUUGUGUCCAAGAACACAGACAUUCUGGUGACACAGAGAGUAAUCUUGGGUUUUCAGGACAACCCAUGGUUUUGUGGCUGUCGCAUUUCAAAGCUAAUUGAAUUUUCCAAAAUUGCGGACACCUCCAUUGUACUUCUUGAUCCAUUGGUUUCAUGUAGUGGACCUGAGAGCUUGGCAGGAAUCUUGUUCCAGAGAGCUGAGUUAGAGCAGUGUCUUAAACCAUCUGUGGUGACUUCAGCAACAAAAAUCACCUCCCCGCUGGGCAGCAAUGUCCUGUUACUCUGUGACGCCACAGGGUACCCAACACCACAGCUCACUUGGAAUAGGUCAGACAAUAUUCCAGUGAACUAUACAGUAAUUCAAGAAACUCCUGGAGAAGGUGUCAGAUGGUCAAUAAUAAGCUUGACAGGAAUUUCAUACAAGGAUGCAGGAGAAUAUAGAUGUAAAGCCAAGAACUUGGCAGGAAUGUCAGAAGCUGCUGUGACUGUCACAGUGGUUGGUGUAGUUACUACAACUGUAUCACCACAGAAGUAUGGAAGGAAGCCAGAGGCUGAGAGGCAGAAUACAACUCAGGAGGAAUCCAAGCAGGAACCUGAGAGGACAACCACACCUCUUCCCACCACACUGACCACCACAGCUCUGGGUAGCACUGAAAGAUCGACCAGCAUGACAUUUACUGACAAAAAGCAAUCCAGGCUCAUGUUAGAUGGAAAGAAAGUUUCAAAGGCAGUGACAAAUGGAAACAAAAAGCAGAUUGGAGAUUUAAGCAAGAAAGGUGAGGAUACUUCAUUGAAUAUGGCAGGUAUGUCGGAGCAAAAUGUUACUCUGAAGAACCUAAGAGUGAUCAGUGAAACUGAGAGAGUGACCUUAACUCGGAAAACUGUCAAUGCCACAGGCAAUUCCUCUGUGACUAUGUUAUACUCCAAGUAUGGUGAGAAAGAUAUGUUGCCUCUCAGCACUGAUUCUAACAAAAACAGUGUCACAAUUGAUGGUUUGCAACCUAGUACUCAAUAUAUGGCAUGUGUCUCACCCAAAGGUGUGCUACCUACAAAAGAGCAGUGUGUUGUUUUCUCCACUGAUGGAUUAAAUUAUGAAAGCAGCUCUGAGUUUUCUAUUCUGAUAGUGGCCAGCAGUGCAGCAUGUGUGGUUGUUUUACCUUUGAUAUUUUUCUUACUCUACAAAGUUUUAAAACUUCAUUUGAAACCAAAAUCUGUAAAGGAAGCUGAACUUGCAAAAGAGACUUAUGUGCAAUUUGAAACACUGUCGCUGAAGCCUCGAACACUGAGUGCAGGAGACCAGCUCUGGGCAUGAAGGUACACAGAUGAGUCAGAAAGACUUCUCCUUUGCUCUAGGUCAAGCAUGGAUUCUCAAAUGACCUUCAAAAGUGAGGGCUCCAGGUCUGAGUAUCUGUGCUGAACAUGGGCAAGGGUGGAGAUGAAGCAAAUAAUAGGUGAAAUUAAUUCAAAAUGGUGAUGCUGCAUCUGAAAGCAGGUUGAUGCUAGAUGGUGGUCAGAAUAUGUUACCUGAUAUAAUAGAGUCUUACUGGAUGGUGGUGGAUAGGAGGGAGAAUAGAAGAAAAAUGUUGCCUGCUUAGUUUCUUUUUUUAUGUUUGUGAUUUUGGAUGUGAAGGAAUGAUGUUGUUCCAAAGAAAAAUACAGCAUGAAAUGGUUCCAUAGUUAAAGAUAUUUUAUGGUUUUAAUAAAAUAUUCAGUUUUCUUUCAUUUUACCACAUUCAGGACGCUCCUGCCAGGUGGCAACUGGGCUGUGGCAGCCCCCCGGUGAGCUCUGCUGGUCCCAGUUAUCGACGGGUCGACGCAGAGACAGACAACAGCGAGAUGGGACUUGGGUGCAAGCUGAGAUGCUUAUUCAGCAGGUGUUGAAGCCCCAAGACCUCGGGCAGAGGCUUUGGGGGGAAUUUUAUGCUUUCACAGAAAGGGGAGAGGGCAAAGGGUCACAAACUAAUGGGUUACAAGUAAGGGAGUGGAAUAGGGUGGAAUGACAUGGAUAUGGGGCCAAUAAGAUGGAUGGGGGUGGAAAAAGGGUCACGUGGGCCUAUGGGGCAUUGAGGAUUCGGUGAUUUCCAAGGCAGGGAUUAGGUAGAGGUUGGCUCGCAGAGGCAUAUUGAUAGGGAAAACUCUGGAAAGUGGGAUAGGAUUAGGGAGGAUUGACAACUGGGAGGUGAGUCCCAGAGCCUAACAAACUAUCGGGUGAAACCAUAACUGGGGAUGGAGACAGGGGUGUGCCUGGAUUAUACCAAAUAUAACAAGCACAAUACAGGAAUAAAUCAUAACCUAAAAAUGCAACGCAACACCACAUGAUGUGCUAGUGGCAUGUAUCAAACAUGAAUCACAAUCUUCUUUAAAGCAAUGUACUUCAACAUAAUAGGAAAACAGUUUUAACUACUUCUGUCAUGAUCAUAACUUUAUUUGAAUAUACAAGUUUUCUGACAUCAGCUUGUGCUUUGAGGUGUCAUACAGCUGUUUGUACAGUAUCUUGGGUUGAAGUAUUCUCAGGCCAGUCAAGAUGGAAGUCACAGUUUAUGGACUCUUGAGAGGUCCAAUACAUGUUGUAUUGUCAUUUUGCAGAUGUUAUUGCAAAGGGCAAAGAAGCUUCUUUAGUGUCCUGAAGUUCAGGUAAGAUGUUUAACUCUGAGACACUAGGCAAUUAUGUUAACUUACAUCAGAUGAUUUUAUUGCAAAUUCUCAGCCUUAGAAUUUACUUGGAUGUGUCUGUCUAUAUACCUCAAUUUCAGAAAUCUUUGUACAGAAAAUUCUGUGGUACUGUGUAAUGCAACACACACUCUUAUUUGUCAAUAUAUUACACAGAUAUUGCACAAUAUUAAGUGCUACAGUGCAGUAACAUAAUACCUUUUGAUAAAGAGUAAGAGAAGUUUUUGUCCUCAGGGCAUGUUGGAUGCAAAGUUUAAUGACCAUAGUGAAAGUUAACUGAGUGUGCUGCCCAAUGUUUAAGAAGCAGGAAUUAAUAGUAAGGAUGAAUUCAGAAUUGCCUGUUAAUGAUAAUAAUGAAUAGUCUAUGCUGAGGCUGCUUUCUUAAUGCCUGAAGUAAAUAAGAGAACUUUUGUUGUUCUAGGUUCAGAUAUUAUGUUUAGAAGUAUGUAUGAAUUGUGCGCCACAGUUUUUCCUGAAAAUUACAGCUGUGUUGUUUUCUUGGACCUUUCUACGCCUAGAGGAACUGUUUGCUUUGCUAGCAAAUUGGAAAUUGACAUUUUUGAGAGGGAGAAAUAUUACUCCAAGCACCAAACCAAAGCUUUUUUUGUUUGUCAGCUUCAAAACAGUAGCAUUUCUCGUUGUCAGUAAUGUAGGAUGAAAUUUUGCCUGCUAGAAUGCUGACGAACUUAUCUUGUAAGGCAUAGCUUGGUGAGAGGUGUCAAAAAGCCUCCAACACAAAAUCACAGCAGGAAAUGAACACACUGAAAAAUCUCUGUAGCACCUACACCAUGGUGUCCAGUGACUAGGAUUAGUAGAAUGAGUAUUUGAGACUCAUAAAGAAGCAGGUGAGACAUUCAAAAGUGCAAAAUUAGCUUGCCCAUUUGGAAUUAGCCUUGGUGUUCCUUUCUGUGUUACAAGUAUGUAUGGUUAAAAAUCAGUCUUUCUUCUUUUUCCAUGAAUAAUUUUGAUUGCAAUGAAAAUGGUUUUAGCUUUCUAAACCAUUUUACUUUGUCAGAGUAUUUUUUUAAAUCUGGGA
Prinia subflava (tawny-flanked prinia) is the source of this 4420-nucleotide messenger RNA. Its product is annotated as leucine-rich repeat, immunoglobulin-like domain and transmembrane domain-containing protein 3. The record is from RefSeq and is a predicted model, not a curated record. Lineage: Eukaryota; Metazoa; Chordata; Aves; Passeriformes; Cisticolidae. Gene Ontology annotation, molecular function: protein binding.